Molecule: messenger RNA, 6031 nt
Organism: Stegodyphus dumicola
Lineage: Eukaryota; Metazoa; Arthropoda; Arachnida; Araneae; Eresidae
Product: telomerase protein component 1-like
Biological process (GO): telomere maintenance via recombination
Cellular component (GO): telomerase holoenzyme complex
Molecular function (GO): telomerase activity; protein binding; ATP hydrolysis activity
Source: RefSeq, a predicted model, not a curated record
GUCUCAUCGGUGAUAGCUCUAUCAAUUCCAAUGAGGACCUUGUUGCUAAGAUUUCUGUUGCCAUUGCUGCUGUUCAAGAAAUGCCUGUGUUUUUGCUAAUGCAAUAUAGAACUAAAUAUAAUCGAAGAAGACUAAAAUCAAGAAAGGGCUUUACACUGAAGCAGUUAAUUCGAGCAUUGCAUAUUGAUUCUCCUGUUAAUUCAGUGAUGUGUCUUCUAGGAAAGAAGUAUCCUGAAGAUAUAAAGUCAUUUCAAGCUUCUGGUCUGCCUGGUGCAUGGCUGUCAGAAAUGGCUGGUAAAAGAAUGAAACUGCCCAUUCCUGAAACAUGGGAAACUCAGAUAGCUUCAAGAGGAAAUAUAGCGGCCAUCUGGGAGAGUUUGAUAGAUAAUUCAAAACUACCUUACAUGGCUAUGCUUCGUAACAUAAGGAACCUGAUUUUAUCUGGGAUUUCUCCGAAACACCACGAGAAAGUACUAAAGCAUUUGGAAAAUAAGAAUGCUGUUGUAAACAGUCGUCAGUUACCUAUUCAGUUUUAUGAAGCAUUUAAAACUGUAGUAGAACUUGAAUUAUUAAUCAAGCGGAAUGAAGCAGAAGGUUCACAUCUUGUAUCAAAAUUUGCUCCAAAGUGGAAGAUAAAAUGGAAAACAAAAAUGCUUCAGAGAAUAAAGAAUGCUUCAAGUCACAUUCUUAAUCACUAUAAGAGUUCGAUUAGUAAGGCUUUAGAACUGUCUGCACUUCACAAUUUGCAUCCAGUGCCUGGGAAAACACUAGUUAUCUGUGAUCUCCUGAAUUAUGAAAGUCAUUCUGCUCAGAGUAGGAGCAAGGUGUAUCCUUCCUGCAUUAUGCUCGCUUUAAUGUGCUUGAGAGCAUGUGAAGAUUGUAAAGUGAAAAUUGUUGGUAGCUCAGAAUAUGCAGAAUCUGUAACAUUUAACAAUGACCAGUUUUUAAGUACUAUGAAAAGAGUAUGUGAAAAAUAUGAACAGGAGUAUCGCCAUUCAUCAGUUCUAAAAUCCCAAACAUCUUUGAGUAAGCUAUUUGAACACUAUCUUGAACAGCGAACUGUCUUAAGUGAAAAGCUGGAUCACAUCAUAUAUUUGAGAUGCUGUUCAUUCGAAUACAGUAGUGAAAUAACAUCAUUCCUUCGUAAAUAUCGUGAAAUUGUGAAUCCUGAAUUAUUGUACACAGAUGUUGCUUUUACAUUUAGCUCAAACAGUUUCGAGAAUAUUGAUUUGGGAGAUGGCAAGGAUGUAUAUCUCUGUGGCAACAGUGCUCAGUUGCUCAAAUUUAUAGCUGAGAGAUCUACUGGGGAGCAGCUGUUGUACAUUGAUGGUAUAGAUGAAAAGUACAACCUUACAGACAUUUCCAAAUGUGAAUCAAAGAAGUUAACUGUUGAUAAACAUCUUGAGACAAAUACAGUUAUUCCUCUUCAGCCUAAGAUAAAAAAAUGGCAUACGGUCCGUAUUUUCAUCUCUUCGACAUUUAAAGACAUGCAUGCUGAAAGAGAUAUGCUGAUUCGUUAUGUGAUUCCAGAAUUAAAGAAAAGAGCAUCAUCUAUAUGCGUGAAGAUAAAUGAAGUGGAUUUGAGAUGGGGUAUUACUGAAGCUGACUGUUCUACAAAGCGUGCUACAGAGCUGUGUCUCCUUGAAGCUCAGAAAUGUGACUACUUUAUUGGAAUUCUGGGUGAGAGAUAUGGCACUAUUUUUAAAUUUGAAACUCCAGAUAGUCCAGAAUUAAAAUGGGUGCAGGAUUACCCUUCAGGAUUGUCAGUUACUGAGCUUGAAGUGCAUGCUGGAGCCCUAAGAGAACCUAAAUUAUCAGAAAGAAAAUCAUUUUUCUAUUUCCGUGACAAUUCCACAUUUAUUGGGCAAGUACCAAUGGAGUGGAAACUUCACUUCAUGCCAGAAGAUGAUGAAGCUAAGUUAAAGGUGGGAGACUUAAAAUCAAAAAUAUUAGCAAGUGGACUAAAAGUAUAUAAUGGGUAUCCAGCUCAGUGGGCAGGUGUACAUAAUGACAAGCCUAUUUUAGGUGGGUUGGAUCAGUUUGGGUAUAAAGUCCUUGAAGAUUUAUGGAAUGCUAUUACUCAGAAUUAUAAAGAAGAAACAUAUUCAAAUAUUGUCAAUGAAGAAGAAUUGUAUCAGUCUGAGUUAUUAGAUUCUUGUAACUAUCUCGUGGGGAUGAAGAAUUUGCAAAUGGAUAAUCUUUUGAAAAUGAUCAAGAAAGAAGGUGGAAUAUUUGUUAUAACUGGACCACCAGGAGGUGGAAAAACUGCAUUUGUUGUUAAUAUGCUUCAAAGCCUCAGUUGCUUUAGAGUCAUAAAAUUCUUUAUUGGUGUGUCUCCAAGAUCCACGGAUACAAUGUAUAUGUUACGUUUCAUUAUGAGUUCAAUUACAAUGCAGUUUCCAUCUCUUCUGCCUAAAUCUACAGAGGAUAUAAUAAACCAGUUUCCUGAUGUUCUUAUUGAAGCAGCUAAAUCAUCUGGUGGGAGACCCCUUUUGCUCCUAAUAGAUGGGCUAGACCAUUUAGAACCAGAUGACCAAAUGCUUGACUGGCUGCCAUUUUGUCUUCCAAGUGGAUUUAGAUUUAUUUGCACUACAUCUGAAUCAUCACAUGCCUUCAGAGUUUUAUGUGAGAGGCAGGAAAGUGAGACUGCAGUAAUUUUCCACUGUUUAGAUUUAUUGAAUCAGUCAGAUCGAGCUUCUUUAGUAAGGCAUUAUCUGAAGAAGUAUGGUAAAUCCCUCGAUGAAAGUUCCUUCAAUAAUCAAAUGUUGCAGAUUAUUACAAAAAGAGAUAGUUGCAAUCCUUUGUAUCUGAGGACAGCUUGUGAUUUCCUUAGAAUUUAUGCAUCAUUUGAUAAUUUCAUGUCUAUGCUGCAGAGUAUGCCAUCAACUCUUUCAUUACUUUUUGGAGAAAUUUUACUUCAAAUGGAAAAUGAAUAUAGUUCUAUAGUUAUUCAAACGGCAUUGACUAUAUUGUGCAUUACAAAAGAAGGUUUGGAUGAUAAAGAUUUACAUUUUGUGUUAAGUUUUUUCUUGCUGGAGAACAGUAGAAAUGAGCAACUUUCAUUUCAAGAGAUGCUGGAGAAAAUGGUGGCACUUUGUACCUCUGUUAUGACAUUCAAUGACAAUAUAUUAUCACAAAUUAAAUUUUGUUCUUUGAUACAUCUAAUUUGUGUAUUUACAUAUGGACAUAACAGGUCUGAAAAUCUGAAUUUGAAUGGCAGUGAAUUUGAAAAGUCAGUGAGAAAAUUCUAUGCUAAUAAAAAUUAUGGAAAUUUUGCAAGACUUAUGCAUCGUAUAUUAGCAGCACAUUACUACAUAAUUUGUGAUCCGAAAAUUAACGGUAAGUGGAAUGGAAAUUCUGGAUCAGCUUUCCGGUGCCUGCUUUAUCAUUUGCUACAUGGACACUGUUAUCAAGAACUUUCUGAUUUAUUAUGUUGUCAAAUAUUUCUGGAAAGUGUGUUUGAAUGCCAAGCUGCUGAUAAUUUGUUAAGUUAUUUUUCAUACUUGUUGCAAGAGAGAAAACGAGAAAGUAAGGAAAGUACUACGAGUAUUGAUUAUGCAGUUUUAUCUUCUUAUCACAGCUUUGUGAUCAAGAAUUUUCACAUUUUUCGAUCGUGUCCUCAGUUGGUUGGACAACAAGCUCUAAAUGAGCCUAAAGACUCUUUAGUGCAGUUUACAGCAGAAGAUACAGUUUUCAAUACUGUUGAAUGUAUAUCAAGAUCUAGUGAAACAGAUUUGCGACUUGGGACUCUUGAUGGGUUUAUGAAGAAUGUAACUGCUGUUGCAUGUGAAAAUUCUUUACCUUAUGCUGUUUUGGGGAGUUCUGAUGGUUACUUGAGAGUUAUGGAUAUCACAUCAAGAAAGGUUGUUCGGAGGCUUAAAAGUCAUGUAUCUACAAUCACUUUCAUAUGCUUUGCUGGGAAGAAUCGAAUAUGUGUGGCAUCUGCAGAUACUACUCUGAGUAUUUGGAGUAGCAAUGAUUAUAACAGGAUUGCUGUACUAAAAGGCCAUAGACACAAUGUUACUGGUUGUUGUGCAGAUUCCUCUGGCAGUAUUUUACUUUCUUCCAGUUGGGAUAAUUCAGUAAGACUAUGGAGUUUACGAGAUGGGAAAUCACUUUCUGUUAUUAGUGAUUUCAGAUGCCCAGUGAAUUGCAUUAGUCAUCAUCCAAUCAAGCAGCAAGCUGCAUGUGGUUUAUGGAAUGGAAAUAUUGAAGUGUGGGACACAGUUUCUUUAGAAAGAAAACUUGUUCUUCUUGGGUAUGGUGGCUCUGUGAAAUCAGUUUCAUACACUUUAGAUGGUAUUAAUAUCAUUGCAUCUUACAUAAAUUCAGAACUCAUAAUAUGGUCUUCUGAACAAGGAUUAAAGAUUUCAAGUCUAAAAGGACAUGCCUUACCUGUGAAGUGUAUUACUUACUCUCCUGCUCAGGAUAUUAUCAGUGGCAGUGAUGAUUGUACUUUGAAGAUGUGGCCUUCUCGUUCUGGAUAUUCUUUUGCUACUCUUGAUGCUUGUAAAUAUGGUCCAAUUUCUCUUGUGGAAUUCAUUACAUUAAACAGCUUGGCUGUGGCUUUUCAGAAUUCUGAAAUAUGGGUCAUGGAUAUUAAUAGUGGUCAUGCUAUAUCUAAAUAUACUGGAUUAGAUGAUAGGGUAUCAUGCUUCAGUAAGCAUCAGCAGAUUAAAUUAGAAAGAGAGGAUCCUGAAGCAAAGUGGUGUGAUUCGUGUAUUGUAUUUGGAACUCAAUCUGGAAACCUUUUGAUGGGUGAUUCUUUAACAUCUUCAAGCUAUUCUGUGGGCCAUCUUAAUGCUAGAAUAACAUCCAUUAUUCAUACUAGAACCAUAAUAUUUUGUGGAUCUUCAGGUGGUGACAUUGGUGUAUUUUCAUUGCCUAAAACCAUAUAUUCUCAAGUGGUAACUGGAGCUCAUGAAGGGUCAGUGACUGCUUUAAGCAUUUUUGAAGCACAUAAUGAGCUGUGGGCUGUAUCUGCUGGAAUUGAUAAAAGAUUGAAGUUUUGGACCCUGUUUGAAGAAUUUCAGGAAGAACCUCAUGUAGUUCUGCAGAAAGAAUGCCCAUCCAAGCACAAAGAUAACAUAACCUGUUUGUGUUACCUGCCUUCUCUGGAGGCCGAUGUAUCUGACAGUGAUUUUAAAAGUGUGCUGACUGGAUCGCAUGACAAUAAUAUUAUUUUACAUCAGAAAAAUUCAGAGACCAUUUUCCAAGGACUGCAGACUAGCAUUACAAAUAUUGGAUAUAACGAUAACUAUAUUCUUGGGUGUGCAGUAGAUGGAAGUGUAGCUCUGUGGUCUCGAAAUGGAAAUUUACUAAGUUACAUUCCAGGAAUAGAUCAGUCUUCUGCCAUUUUAGCAUUUCGUAUAGAUAAAGAUGUUCGAGAAACAUUUGAUGUCAUGCUUGCAUUUGUUGAUAAAAAUGGAAGUGUUAAAGUAAAGAAACCAUUGCAGAAAUCAUAUUGGUAUUCUCUUGAAGGACAUAGCAAACCUAUCACAUCCUGUUCCACCAAUGAGAAUGGUGAAUUGCUUUCUUGUUCCUUGGAUGGCAGUGUUAGUAUGUGGAAGAUCCCAGUAAAUGAACCAACUACUAAAUUCAGCCAUACAUUUACUGUCAAUGGCUUGAUAUUCUCAACAUCAUCUAAUUUAGCUUUAAGCGCCGAUUUACAUGGAAGUGUAAUUCUAUGGAAAAUAAAAGUUUCAGAAAAAUUACCUUUGAUUUAUGCUGUGAAGAAAACAUAUGUGGAAGGCUCUAUACAAGGCUUAUCUUGGCUGAAAGAAAACCAUUUUGUGUGUGCUGUGAGCCAGAGUGUUAAUUCAGAAGAUAAAUACAUGUUAGAUGUCUUGAGUUUCAAGACACUAACUGUGGAUGAACAAAUUUUUUAUGAAAUUCGAGUAGAAAUGACGCACCAUUUCCAAGAUGAAAUAUCAUGUGUUGAUGCUUGUCCUAAUUCUAAGAUCAUCGUUGUUGGAUUGAAAUCUGGGGAAUGCACUGUUAUAUCGCCUGACUGUAAACGAAAUUUGAAAGU